Molecule: messenger RNA, 671 nt
Organism: Chrysemys picta bellii (western painted turtle)
Lineage: Eukaryota; Metazoa; Chordata; Testudines; Emydidae
Source: RefSeq, a predicted model, not a curated record
UUUGGCCAGCUGGGAGACUACAGAAAAUUCUCCUCUUUCUAUGCCAAGUGUUGAGUUGUCAGGGAUUGAAUGAAAUGCUGCUCACUGCACACAAAGGGCUUUGUAGAAUUUCAUGACUCUUCCUGCUCCUCAACUGCCCUUUUCUUCUUUCACAUUUGCUUAUGGCAGAAACAGACAGAAACCCAGAGGCAGAAGACUGUGUCCGAAUUUCAGCAAGUGCGCCAGUUAGUGGAGGAAAAACAGCGAUUCCUGCUUACCCAGCUGGAUGAGAUAAACAAGGACAUUUUAAAGAGGCAGAACAACUAUAUUGCCAGAAUCACAGAAGAAAUAUCCCGUCUUGACCACCUGAUCAGUGAACUGGAAGGGAAGUGCCAGCAGCCAGCGAGUGAAUUCCUGCAGGACGUCAGAAGCACCUUGAGCAUGUACGAGGCUCCUUCUCACUCCCCCUUAUUCGCCACGGUUCUGGAAGGAGCUUGGACACUAGGGCCAGAUUUACAAAGGACAUCACAAGUGCCUGGAGCGAGUACAUGGCUCCUUCUCACUCUGCCUCCUUCUUGUCGACUCUGGAAGGGGUUUGGACAGCAGGGGCCAAAUUUGUACCCAUCUGAAUGUGCAGCUAGAUGCUCACUGGGACUUUCAAAAGCUGAAUGGCAUGUGCAGCUCAACUAGUG